CCUCCUCACCUUGCCAGCCCCCGGAGAGUAGUAAAAAAUAAAAUAAAAAAAUAAAAAAAUAAAGACUCCUUAGGCUCCAGCGACCCCUCGGUGACUCAAACCCCCCUUCCUAUCUGCCGGUGUUCGCCGGGUUCGCUGCAUCAGCCAUGGCCUCCCAACCUAUCAACAAAGCCAUUUCCAAAAUUGACCUGGAUGGCCACGACCUCCCUCCCUCGCCGGCACCCUCGAGCCCGUCUGCCGGCCGUCGACGAUACGCCCUAGCCACUGAGCUUGUGUACACCGAGACCAAGGACCAGUAUGGGGCGUCGAGCAUUCCCAUCUAUCAAUCCGCUACCUUCAAGCAGGCCUCGUCCAACGGUGGUAGCGAAUAUGACUACACGCGGUCGGGUAACCCGACGCGGACACACUUAGAGCGCCAUAUGGCCAAGAUCAUGAAUGCCAGUCGUGCCCUUGCUAUCAGCUCGGGCAUGGGCGCCUUAGACGUUAUCACCAGGCUGCUGCGGCCCGGGGAUGAGGUGAUCACGGGCGACGAUCUCUACGGCGGCACCAACCGGCUACUUACAUAUCUGUCGUCGAAUCAAGGCAUUAUCGUUCACCAUGUGGAUACCACCGACGUCGAAAAGGUGCGAGGAGCCAUAUCGGACAAGACCGCCAUGGUGCUCCUCGAGACCCCAACCAACCCCUUAAUCAAGAUUGUGGACAUCCCGUCCAUCGCCAAGUCCACCCAUGAUGCCAACCCGAAGGCCCUCGUCAUUGUUGACAACACCAUGCUGUCCCCCAUGCUCUGCAAUCCGCUCGAGCUCGGCGCUGAUAUCGUCUACGAAUCGGGGACUAAGUAUUUAUCUGGUCACCACGACAUUAUGGCAGGCAUCAUCGCAUGCAAUGACACCGCUCUUGGCGACAAGCUGUACUUCACCAUCAACGCGACCGGCUGCGGCCUGUCUCCGAACGAUUCGUUCCUCCUCAUGAGGGGAAUCAAGACAUUAGCCAUUCGCAUGGAGAAGCAGCAAGCGAAUGCACAAGCCAUCGCCGAGUUCCUUGAAUCCCACGGUUUCCGUGUACGUUACCCCGGCCUAAAAUCCCACCCGCAGUACGACCUCCACUGGUCUAUCGCUCGAGGUGCCGGCGCAGUCCUUUCGUUUGAAACCGGCGACAUUGCCUUGUCCGAGAGGAUCGUCGAGGCUGCGAAGCUAUACGGGAUCAGCGUAAGCUUCGGGUGUGUCAACAGCUUGAUCAGCAUGCCGUGUCGUAUGAGUCACGCCAGCAUCGAUGCAAAGACGAGAAAGGAGCGGCAGAUGCCCGAAGACAUCAUCAGACUCUGCAUCGGCAUCGAGGAUGUCAACGACUUAGUUGACGACCUCUCUCGCGCACUCGUCCAAGCCGGUGCUGUGAGCAUUUCUCUGGAUGGCAUCCACGCUGUAGACCCGGCCACAUAAAGUGGAGGUACGAUUCUGAGCGACGACACCACGUCAAGCAGUGCAUUAUCUUAAGAUCCUGCGGAUGUUCCGCUCUUCGGGGUAAAAGCACACGCGGUUGUGUGACACGGCAGCAAAAUUGUGUUGCAACAAUAUCGGGAAGAUGGCAUUAUUAUCCAGGUGCUCUAAGGACUAGUAAAUUGAGGGAUUGUAACACGCUAGCCUCCAGUGCAAGCGUUUAGUUCCACCCCCUCCACCCCCCCUUCUCGUUACAUGUACAGCGGCUCGUAUCCUGGAAGACGAGUCAAUGCUCUGUGGGUGAUC
This is a messenger RNA of Durotheca rogersii, 1739 nucleotides long. Its product is annotated as cystathionine beta-lyase. Gene Ontology annotation, biological process: transsulfuration; 'de novo' L-methionine biosynthetic process. Gene Ontology annotation, cellular component: cytoplasm. The record is from RefSeq and is a predicted model, not a curated record. The transcript has 2 exons. Bases 147 to 1436 code for a protein of 429 amino acids. Lineage: Eukaryota; Fungi; Ascomycota; Sordariomycetes; Xylariales; Xylariaceae. Gene Ontology annotation, molecular function: pyridoxal phosphate binding.